UAGAUGCCCCCAGAUACCCGGCUAGGAUUGUCCCAAGGGACGAGCCCCUCCGUGCUUAGCCCCACGGUAUCAUGUACACCUCCAACGAGCAUUGCUGCUUAGAAGGACAAAGGGCACAUUGGGCUCCUUUACUCCAGCCUCUGGGAAAUCCCACUUGAAAGCCAGAAUGGUCCCCUACUAGGGAGCCCCCAGGCAGGUCACCUGAGCCUGGGUGCCCUGGGGAAAACACUGUUAUGGAGCACAUGACUCAGGGCCUCAUAGACUUCACUGGGAGUAAAAUCAGGCCACCUAUGAGCUAACAGGAAAAUAAAUGACAGAGGGAUUUUAACUGGCUAACUAAGAAGCAGGCACGUGUCAGCCUUGAGAGCAGAUGCAGGGAUCCUAGCUCAGUUACCCUAGACACACUAGAAUCCAUUUCCCAGGGGCAGGUAGCCUGGCUCCCGAAUCAGGCUUUGGCCGUCCUGCACUAGUGCAAUGCUAUAGAGUGUGGGUUGCAAACAUGCAGAGGAAUAUUGAAAUCCAAACCGAAGACUGUUUUCAUUAAUGCUUUAACCACGCUUGGUCUCACUUUCCCCCCGGGGAAAAUCAGGGAUGGCUCCUGCUUUUGCAAAGCGCUCUGAGGUCCCAGGGUAAAACACGCUAGGUAACCACGUUAUUGCUCUGCCACACGCUGCUGCAUGCCAGCGGGUGUACUCAGCUAUUGCUGGUACUAAACGAGACACUCGCCAGCUUUCUCAGAGUGGUGUGUGGCUAGUAGCUGAUCUGAGAGCGUAAAGGAGAAGCAAUUACAUGGUACUUUUUUUCCUUCCAAAGAAAGCACAGAGGUUUCCAGUUAGCGCCUCCUUCAUUCCUGCCUGCCUUGAUACAAGGCCUCCAGUGUGGGCUGAGGUAUCUUGGUGUCUCUCUGUCGUCUGCAUCAGUUGAUGUGACUCUUUUCUAUUCCUUUCUAGCCGUGACUCAGGGUCUCUUCAUCCAAUGCCUGGCACGUGUAAACUCCAGCACUGCCCCCUGCCGAGGGUGUCAUCGGAAUUCCCUGGGCAAAAUCACAGCAAAGACCAGACAGAUGGAAAAGGAAGCCAAGGAGCUGUUCAGAUCCUAUUUGACUCACCAGGGCUUGCUUCCACCCGACCUUCGCCAACUCUGCAAUGAGGCUGUACAGUGGUUUCCCACGGAGAAUAUAAGAGACCAGCCAAAGAGUGUCAUGCUGCAGGAGCUAUACUGGACUCUGGAGCACAUGAAGGACGCCCUCGAGAACAUCGGGAAGCAGCAGCAGGUGCUGAGCACCCCAGGUGCUGCAUUACUUGGCAAACUCCAAAGCACCCGGUGGUCGGUGAGAGGGCUCCUCUCCAACACCGGCUGCGCCCUCUGUCUCAAGGGAGUCUCGCCCAACUCCAGAGGCAUCCCAGAGAGACCUGUAGCCACUAACGCUUUCCAGCAAAAGAUUGACGGAUGCAAAGUGCUCUGGAACUACAGCAAGUUCCUGGAGAAACUGGUCAGGGGCUCAGGGGAGAAUGCGCCGCAGGGACUCAGAAAUCAAAGGAAAAGACGGAAAGGCACAAAAAGAAAGGAGGCUUCCUCACACUCCUGAAUGAGCCACCAAGCGGGAGCCAGGGAACCCUAGAUGGCUGCUGCUCAGAUCUGGUGGUGAGGACGGAGCCAGGAAGGCUUCCGAAAAAUACUUGAACGAAAUACACAACCCCUGUUUAACCCCGAGAAGCGGCUGCACAGGAGCCUGGUGCAGGUACACCAGAGCCAUGUCGUGUCCUGGUCCCACAUUCAAUGUGCUAGGACAGACAGUCCCUUGGGGCCAGGUUGGCAAAGUGCUUGGCACCCAGCAGCCACCUUUGCUCUCAGGGGUGUGGGGUAUUCUCUGUUGUUCUCAAGUGGUUGGAGGGGAUUCUCCUUCGCUUUCAGUGGGAGCUGCUGGGGGCCAUGCAUGUAUGGAAGGCCGGCCUGAGAGCUUCCAGGUACCUCUGCACAGCGUACAGAAGCCAAGGUGCCUUGUUUCUUAUCAAAAGCACCACUGGAUUCUGCAGGAAUGGUUCAUUACUGCACUGUUUGAGACCCUUUGCAGAAGAACAGGCUGGAUUCAAAUGCACAAAGACCCAGCAUCUAUCCCAGAGGUGGGCAAACUAUGGCCCAGGGGCCGCAUCCAGCCCUUCAGAUGUUUCAAUCUAGCCCUUAAGCUCCUGCUGAGGAGCGUGGCUCCCGGAAGCAGUGUCACAUCCCUGCUCUAGCUCCUAUGCAUAUGGGCAGCCAGGG
Caretta caretta (loggerhead turtle) is the source of this 2262-nucleotide messenger RNA. RefSeq names its product leukemia inhibitory factor-like. Gene Ontology annotation, molecular function: growth factor activity; cytokine activity; leukemia inhibitory factor receptor binding. Gene Ontology annotation, biological process: positive regulation of cell population proliferation; regulation of cell differentiation; leukemia inhibitory factor signaling pathway. Lineage: Eukaryota; Metazoa; Chordata; Testudines; Cheloniidae. The record is from RefSeq and is a predicted model, not a curated record. Gene Ontology annotation, cellular component: extracellular region.